Cygnus atratus (black swan) is the source of this 1687-nucleotide messenger RNA. RefSeq names its product RWD domain containing 2B (gene RWDD2B). The record is from RefSeq and is a predicted model, not a curated record. Gene Ontology annotation, molecular function: protein binding. NCBI's taxonomy places the organism in Eukaryota, Metazoa, Chordata, Aves, Anseriformes, Anatidae. The transcript has 5 exons. The coding region runs from base 42 to 968 and encodes 308 amino acids.
AUGGAGGCGGUGCUGGGGGGAGGGGAGGAGGAGGCAGGUUAAUGGCGGAGUGUAAUGGCAGCGUCCUGAGCUGCCACCCUGACCCCGAGCCUUUAACGCCUCCUAACGCGGCUGAAGCCGCAGAAAUGGCCAGCCGCGAGGAAGCCGAGGUGCAGGUGUCGGAGCUCGACUUGCUCUCCAGCAUGUUUCCCCGUGAGGAGGAGUUCCUCAUCACCGACCCGCUGGCUCUGGCAGAGCUAAAGCUUUCUGCUGAAAGUGAGGCCACAGAAGUGCCCUCUUCAAAAGUCCAGUUUAUACUCAACGUAAAGCCCGAGGUCCCUGGUGCCUUGAUGGUGGAAUUCUCUAUGGUCUGUGCUUUACCGUUUAAAUAUCCAACUGUUCCACCAGAAAUUACAGUGAGGUCACCAUUAUUAAGCCGCUCUCAGCAGAUUCAGCUGAACUCAGAUCUAAAAACAUAUUUGAUGCAAAACUGCAGUGGUGAGCCUUGCAUGUUGAGUGCAAGAGAAUGGGUUAAAGACCAUGCAUCUGCUUACAUUGACAGAGAGCUUUCAACCUCCUCAGUGAUGACAUCAAAUACCACGCAGUCAGAGGACGUCGUUUUCACUAGAUUGUGGAUCUAUAGUCACCACAUUUACAACAAGCAAAAAAGAAAGAAUAUUAUUGAAUGGGCGAAGGAGCUCUCUCUGUCAGGGUUUUGUAUGCCGGGGAAACCAGGCGUUGUUUGUGUAGAAGGUCUACAAAGUAAUUGCGAAGAGUUCUGGUCAAGAGUAAGAAGACUAACGUGGAAAAGAAUACUAAUUCGGCACAGAGAAGAUGUUUCUUUGGAAGGUGGAGGACAUGCUGAGAUUCAGAAGCAAAGAAAGUUCUCCGCUUUGGAAGAAAAAUGUUUUGAUGCGCAUGGUCCCAGAGGAAAUCAUAUGGAUUUGGGGCAGCUAUAUCAAUUUUUAGAAAAAAAAAGGAUGUGCUGACAUUUUUCAAAUGUACUUUGGGGUUGAAGGGCAUUAGGUCACCAUAGGUCCAAGUGCCUACAUUUUUAAGUUAAUCUUCAUAACAGAUUCCUUAGCUGUUCUGCAGCUGUUGAUCAGAGAGGGAAUUGAUUAUCCUUGCUUGAUACGACAAAUCCAGUUUUCUAUGAAAACAAGUAUUCAGUUCGAUUUGAGUAAUGAAAAUGACUGAAUGAAUGCUUUAUUGCAGGGAAUAUAAUUUAUAUAAGGGAAUUUAGGGGACGUAGCUAAUUACGAGGAAAGAAAAUAAGUUUGAUAACCUACUGGGCAGAGUUACAGAACAUGGGGUUUUUGUGAAUGAGUAUAUGAGUAGGAAUAGACAAAAAUGAAGUGUGGACAUCUGAGGAGAAGAGAUGAGAUGUUUACCUGACAUUAUUGUUUACAUACACUACAUGAAGACUUUUUGGUAACAAUCUUCUUAUUGUACUUUCUACCUGAAAGUAUAUUAAGUGAUGAGAUUAAUAUGUUUUAUAUAAAAAUGAAAUGGGAGCACCUUAUUCAUGCAAAUAGGGUGAGGUAGGACGCCUUCUCUAAGUAAGGCACGAGGAUUUUCCCUAGGUAAGCGUGUGUACAGGUGAGGGAUGCUGCGGUGGCUCCGCUACCUCUGUCUGCACAUGGUACAGUAGGGGCUGGGCUCCCUGGAAGUGCACUCCAACAUAAUAAAGGGUACCCUGUUGACUUCA